Cannabis sativa is the source of this 714-nucleotide messenger RNA. RefSeq lists its product as uncharacterized. Lineage: Eukaryota; Viridiplantae; Streptophyta; Magnoliopsida; Rosales; Cannabaceae. The transcript has 2 exons. Bases 1 to 714 code for a protein of 237 amino acids. The record is from RefSeq and is a predicted model, not a curated record.
AUGGAGAGUAUGCUAGAGGCAAAAUUACCAGGUUCUAACUUGAAGGCAUCACCUCAUAUUAAAUCACGUAUUAAGACUUUGAAGGGAAAGUAUUCUUAUUUAGCAGAAUUGUUAUUAUUAAGUGGUUUCAAUUGGGAUGAAGCACAUAGUACGUUAGUGUGUGAGAAAAGUGUAUUUGAUGAGUACGUGAAGAAACGAAAAGAUGCAAGUGGUUUAUAUAGAAAAUCAUUCCCUUAUUACCACAAGCUAGCAAAAAUAUAUGGACGAGAUCGUGCUACUAGGACAAAUGUUGGUAAUGCAGAUGAUGAUGAAAAAAAAAUACGCCAUGAUGAUGCAACUGGUGUGGAAUUUAAAGUUGAUGAUAACAUAAAUGAUGGUGGAGAUGAUGAAGAAAUAGAUGAGUUUGAUGGUAUCUCAAAUACUCAACAACCAACUAAUAUGCGUCGACGUAGAUCGACUGAGAGUACUACCAAUAAUCAAACGUCUGGUAAGAAUAAAAAAUCUAAGAUUAUCGAUAGUAUUUCCACAAAUAUUGGUGCAUUGGCAGAAUCUGUAUCUAAAAUUAUCCCGAAGCUUCAAGGAUUGACAGAUGUAUUAUCAGAUAAGAAUGUAACUGAGAUGCAAGACAAUUUAUACACAAAAAUAAGCAAGAUCGAAAGUCUUACUAAUAUGCAGUGUAUUCGAGCAACCAACUGGUUAAAGAACCUGCAUUGA